AUGUUCCGCAUCGACUGGCAGACGGUGCAGAUAGGCCGUCCGUUCGCCGCGCUGCUCGACAACGGCCGGGUCUUCUCUCUCACCGACGAGAAUAUCUUUUCUGUUCUCGACGCAACGACGGGGUCGGUGUUGUACCGUUUCCAGUCACCGGACCCGAUCUCCCAUGACUCGCUGCUACUCGCCGCGUGGGACGAGCUUGUUGCUUCGGGCCUGAAUUCAGAAACAGGACCGUCGCGGCUGGUGUUCUGGACUAAAGAAGGCCUCGUCGACCACGAGCUCGAGGUGGGCCCAAUUGCCGGCAUUCACAGCGUCAGAGACGAGUCACUUCUCGUGGUGCAGAAAGACGGCUCCGUUUUGCAAGUCGCCAAGGACUACACGGUCGAAACCAUUGAGAAGCUCGGGCCCGUCAGUGCAAGCAAACUGGCCUCGUUUGCCAACGAUCUGGUGCUCGUUGCAAAAACAGCCUCGAAAACAGCAUACAAGGUGCUUGGCGGCGAAGAGGGCAUCCUCGGCUGUAAGUUUGAGUCGAUCCUCGUCACAGGUGACGAAAUCGUCUGCAACAAAGACGCUUACUCGCCGGAAAACGGCAAGCUGGCUAAACACAAGAAUUCCGCACUGUCGUCCAUCGCAGCGGGCGAGGAGCUCGCGCGCGUGGUCAAUUUCCAAUACCUGGCCACUCUCGGUGAUCAAGUGAGUGUCUACGACUUGGAUGAGCUGAAAGGCCCGUCCAAAAGCUACCCAUGGACAGCAGGUACUACGGACUUGGUCGAGUUCGGCACAAUAGACGACAAGCUGGCGAUCUUUGCAGUCACCGGUCCUUACAUCCAGUUCUACCUGGACGGCGAGCUGCUCUGGGCCAGGGACGAGUCGCUGGCCAGAAUUCAGGACGUGGUGGUGGCUGAUCGCCAUGAGAAACUUAGUGUGUCCACCUUCGAUCUGAUUCACGAAAACCAAUGGUCUGGAUACAUUGACAGAUUGAAGCGCAACUUCUACCUUCUCUCCAAUCACAAACCUAUCGACACACAGAUGCACUUUGGAUUCAAUAAGUCGAUCAUUGUCCUGACUGAAAAUGGAAACUUGUACGGCUACGAUUCGUACGGCAAACAGGAAUGGGCCAUCAAGGACAGGGGGUUCAGCAAGAUCGCAGUGGAGGGAGAUUUUGUUUACGCGUUCAACGACAAGACGUAUGUUGUUGCCGAUGGAACUCUUCAUCCUGCUGACUUCAAACUAGAGCAACCAGCUGAAUACCCUCCAAACAUUGACGAGUCUUUCCGUCUGAUUACAACUGAAAAACGGUCGUACGACAACGUGCAAGUUGCGUCGCCUGCUGUUGUUCUGGGAACCAGAAGAGUCUUGUACAAAUAUCUUCAUCCAAACACAGCACUGGCAGCUUUCUACAAUGAUGAGACAGAGUCGCUCAAACUUGUUGUUUACAACGAGGCCACAAACCAGACGUAUGCGUCGUUUAUCCACUCGACAAACAACCCAGACUCGUUAAACUUGGAUUUCGAAGAAAACUUCAUUAUAUUUACAACGACUGAGAAAAACGCUCCUACCAGCGUUAUUGGUGUGAUCGAGCUAUACGAGUCGCUCACUCCUGACGAGCGGUCGAAGUCGCCGGAGGCCCAGCUGCGCACGUACAUUUUCCCUGCGCGGAUCAGUGCGCUCACGGUGACCAGAACCAAGUAUAACAUUACCUCCAAAUGGUUGAUUCUUGCAUUGGAGACGGGCGAGGUGGUGGCGGUGCCGCGCACCGUUGCGAGCGCCAGACGGCCGUACGGCAGCUUGGACGCAGACCAGAAGGAAGAGUUCCAGCUGUUCAAGUAUCAACCGGUAGUGCCAUUGAACCCGAAAACCACGCUGUCUCAUUUCCGCAAGCUUGUCGGAAUCAACAAGCUUGUUUCUGUUCCCACCGAGCUGGAGUCGACCUCGCUGGUGAUUGCCUCGGGAACCGACCUGUUUGUGACGUUUGUGCGGCCGUCGAGCUCUUUCGACUCGAUGAGAAGCGACUUCAGCAAGCAGACGCUGCUGGCCACAAUGGUGGUGUUGCUGCUCUCGAUUCUUGUUGUUCGCCCGAUGGUAGACCGCAAGCGGGUCGCGGACGUGUGGGUGACCCGGACCUAG
Ogataea philodendri is the source of this 2124-nucleotide messenger RNA. RefSeq lists its product as uncharacterized. Bases 1 to 2124 code for a protein of 707 amino acids. The transcript has a single exon. The record is from RefSeq and is a predicted model, not a curated record. Gene Ontology annotation, biological process: protein folding in endoplasmic reticulum. Lineage: Eukaryota; Fungi; Ascomycota; Pichiomycetes; Pichiales; Pichiaceae. Gene Ontology annotation, cellular component: EMC complex.